This is a messenger RNA of Fundulus heteroclitus (mummichog), 3817 nucleotides long. RefSeq names its product gastrula zinc finger protein XlCGF7.1-like. Gene Ontology annotation, molecular function: DNA-binding transcription factor activity, RNA polymerase II-specific; RNA polymerase II cis-regulatory region sequence-specific DNA binding. The record is from RefSeq and is a predicted model, not a curated record. NCBI's taxonomy places the organism in Eukaryota, Metazoa, Chordata, Actinopteri, Cyprinodontiformes, Fundulidae. Gene Ontology annotation, biological process: regulation of DNA-templated transcription. Bases 1 to 930 code for a protein of 309 amino acids. The transcript is spliced from 2 exons.
AUGGGCGGGCUAGUGGAACUGCGCCUCAAAUCCACCGGUUUUUCCCACAAUAGUCUUGCUGUUGACCCCAUGAAAGGUCAAGCAACAAGAGACUGUGGCAAAACAUUUACUGGAAAAUACGCUUUAAACACACACAUAAGAAUCCAUACAGGACAGAAGCCUUUCUGUUGUGAUUUAUGUGGACGAAGAUUUUGCCAAAAAUCACAUUUAAACACACACAUGAGAAUCCAUACAGGACAGAAGCCUUUCUGUUGUGAUUUGUGUGGACAAAGAUUUAGCCACAAAUCACAUUUAAACACACACAUGAGAAUCCAUACAGGACAGAAACCUUUCUGUUGUGAUCUAUGUGGACAAAGAUUUAGCCACAAAUCACAUUUAAACAGACAUAUGAGCAUCCAUACAGGACAGAAGCCUUUCUGUUGUGAUAUGUGUGGACAAGGGUUUAGCCAAAAAUCUAAUUUAAAUACACACAUGAGAAUCCAUACAGGACAGAAACCUUUCUGUUGUGAUCUAUGUGGACAAACAUUUAGCGAAAGAGGAACUCUAAACAAACACAUGAGUAUCCAUACAGGACAGAAGCCUUUCUGUUGUGAUCUAUGUGGACAGAGAUUUAGCCGAAAAGCAAGUUUAAACACACACAUGAGUAUCCAUACAGGACAGAAGCCUUUCUGUUGUGAUGUAUGUGGACAAAGAUUUAGCCGAAAAUCUAAUUUAAAUACACACAUGAGGAUCCAUACAGGACAGAAGCCUUUCUGUUGUGAUCUAUGUGGUCAAAGAUUUAGCGAGAAAGGAACUUUAAACAAACACAUGAGAAUACAUACAGGACAGAAGCCUUUCUGUUGUGAUCUAUGUGGACAACGUUUUAGCCAGAAAUUUUCUUUAAACAAACACACAAGAAUCCAUACUGAAGUUAAAAUGGCUCUGCUAUGAAUAGUAACUCAGUGCACAGUUGAACUUUGCUGUGAGUUUUUGUUAUUUUAAGGGAACCGUCUUCACUUGACUUUCAGCAUUUCUCUACUAGCUUAUUUUUAGAUUUUUCUUAAAACGUUUAUAGUUUUUUCCACUAUAUUUAAUUUGUUCAAACUGAGCUGUAGUACAGGUGUGUCCUUAGUUGCUGCAUGCUGCUCUAAUCACAAGGCCCGACCCCCUGGGUAGUGAGAUUUAUUCACGGUUGUCUGAUGUUUUUUUCUGAUUGAGAUUACUUUUAGUGGUUCCCCAUAGCGAAGCUCAGAAUUUAAGUUUGAAGAAACAUCGAUGUUUAUCCUUGAUGGGUGAGUGAUGUGAAUGGUUAAGAUAAUGUUCACAUAAAGUUUAAACCAGAAGUUUACAAAUGCUAUGUAAAAAGAAACAUAAGCUUGGCUGGUCAUGAUAAUCUCUAAAUCCUUCUGUUUCUGCUAUGAUUAUAAAAAGGUAUACAGGAAGUAUCUUAUAUGCCAGUUUCCAGUCUAACACAUCAAACUUGGUGAUUUUUAUCAUUAUGUUUUUCAUGGAUUGGGUUCAACCCUUAACACAAUGCUUGGAUUUUACUGUCGGUUAAAACUGAUCUUUCAAGAAAAUCAGCAUUACAUUUUAUCUUCACAUUUUUAUUAGAUACACACACUUAUAAUCAGCAGAUCAGACCUUAAAGCGCAACGCUUUUGCCCGUAAAAGUUUUUUUUAUUCACUUUUUCACAUGUACAUGACAUUAAUACAUUUCUUAACACAACAUUCAAGAUUACCUUCUUCAUAUUAAGAUCCCUAUGCCUUUAAACCAUUUGGGAAUGCUCAGAUGAUGAUGCCGUGUCUAUGGAAGCUUCUGAAAGGUUCGUUGACAAAAUUAUAUUUGAUUUUAGACAUCUGUUGAUGUUUUAAAUGCACACCUAAAACCAUCUGGCUCCAUCUUGAAAUACCUAAUUAUAGCUCUUACCUCCUGUUCCUUGACCUUUCAUGGGGUCCUGAGUAAGAAAACUUUUGUGGGAAUAGAAGGCGCUUUGGACUGCUAUACCAAUUUCGGAGAGCAUUUUACUCCGAUGUCAUAAUGUGACGCAAAUGAUGCGAGUCAAAUCCUGACCUAUAGCGUUCUGAACAAGAACUGCAAAUAUUGCAAGUUAGACAAAUGUAGCAAACAGAUGAAGCUCUCAUUAUACAAACCAAAACAUAUGAAGGUGUGUAAACUUAUAUAGACUUUCUGGUUCCAACAGUAACUGGUCCAAUUGCUUAUUCUCUUCUUAAACAAAGCGGACAUACGAGCAUGAUUUUGUUAAAUAAUAGACCUGUUUUUGGUCUCCCCAGGUUCUUUUAUCUGAUAAUGUGGUGUUUCUAUUGUAGACUUCUGUAGUAAUAAAAAUACUCUUCAAACCGUAACUAGGUUUUACCUUUUACCAUUUAAUCUAAAAGGAAGAGGGAUGUUUACAGCUUCAGUACUGGAUUCUCAUAAAACAACGCAACCGGUGCCUGAGAACCCCGUUUGUUCCCUCACACAGACAUUAAAUAGGAAGCAUUUGCCCACCCAUUCAGGGGCGUUCACAGUAUAUCAGCGUUCUGUUCAUCACAUUGGUGGAGAAGAUCACACCACAAUGCAGACGUGUCCUCACUGACACAUUUUUCCCCAAACAGUCGUCGUUAUGUCCAAUCCAAGUAUGUCAGACUCUGUGCCUCCAGAGUCCAUGGUAACCAACCUCACAGUCCAGUCUCUGUAAUCUCAUAAUCUCUAACAAUCCCCCUAUUGAUGUGCCCCAAAGCACAUCAUAACAAAAUAGUUCAAAUGUCCGUUAGCCCCCGCCCCCACAACAAAAGAAAUUCCAAAAAGAAAAUAGGCCGGACAAACAUCAAUGGGAACGUUAACCACCAAUCAGCAUGAAUAAUACAGAAUUCAGAAUAUUUCACCCAAGACCACAGUCCCAGCAUUUAGCCACAAUUUAGGAUUCAAAUAAUUGAGUAAGGCCUGCUUUAGGCUCCUACGUGCACAUUAUUUAAAUUUUACAUUAGACUAGGUAAGCUAAGCAUGUUCGGUAACCAAGAUCAAAUCCAUCUACUCUUCCCCCACCCUGAAAAACCACUUACUUGGUCCUCAACUCUCCAUUCCAUGGACAAACAUUCAUCACUUCCAUGCCUUAAAAAUCCAAGAGUACUAGUAGGGGGUAUCACAGGGCGGGCGGGGCCUGUCCCCACCAGAAAACUCCAUCCCCUCUAAGAGAUGGUAAAAACUGAUGAGACCCCCAGGGAAAUCUCGCUUUCAGUCAAUCUGAGCCAGAAAACUCCGUCUGAAAUCUGAAAAUUAUCAUUACUAAGUAUUUUAAGGACCUUUGGUUCUAAUCAGAUCCUGGUUCUCCUUAUAUCAAAGCAAAAAGAUUGCAUCAACUGUAGGUCUUGGUGUGUGGGUCCGUAGCAGACAGUUUCCAUUCUUUAUCAUAAAACCAUAAUGCAACGUCACAGUAUAGAUGUCACAACACAGAAAAUCAAACAGGAUCAUGUAAGUCAGUGGAACAGAGCAGUUGAAAAAGCAGUAACACAAUAUGAAAAGAGUCGGUAUGUCAAGAACAGCAAGUAAAGAAAGCCUUCAGGCCAUUCAGAGCUCAUGGCUCUGAAUGUCCUCUGAGCCACAAAUUGUGCAUAAGUGGUCGGGUCAGGCAACUCUCUUCCAUAUCAGGAUAACUUCUCUGGCUUCUUCUGCCCAGUUUUCAUCAGUACUCUUCUUGUUCCCCUGCUUGUAGCAGAUUCAGCUGGAUGGCAAUGUGUGUUCAGCUCUGGCUCGGGCAAUGAGCGUUUAAUUUUGCAUUUCCUCCAAUAAGCUGCUCCGUGAAGAUUGUUGGCAAACACAAGGCUUUGUUUUCUGUUC